Zeugodacus cucurbitae (melon fly) is the source of this 2012-nucleotide messenger RNA. RefSeq lists its product as uncharacterized. NCBI's taxonomy places the organism in Eukaryota, Metazoa, Arthropoda, Insecta, Diptera, Tephritidae. Bases 152 to 1183 code for a protein of 343 amino acids. The transcript has 2 exons. The record is from RefSeq and is a predicted model, not a curated record.
AAGAACUUGUUCAUGCGAGAAACAAGUUUCAGUGUGCAUAGUGGAUGCGAGAAUCAGCGCUGAUAUUUUAUCUAUUAUUUGUGUUUUAUGUAUGUUUGUAUGCAUUUGGGUUUGUUGUUCAUUCGUGUUUGUGAAAUUGAAGUGAAAAGAUAUGGAUUCGUCAGAUGAUGAGUAUUUAGCUUCGGCUGCUGUUUUAAAGUAUUUUAUCAACAAAAAAUCAUUUGGAAAACAUCCAAUAAAUGAUAAACGAAGUGAAUUUGGAGAAUUUCAUCACUUAUAUAGUGAUUUAAGAAAAUAUCCUGCCAAGUUUAAAGAAUAUACUCGAAUGAGUAUUGAAACUUUCGACUAUAUUCUCGAAAAGAUUGGUGAUAAAUUAAAAAAGAAGUGGAGUAAUUUUAUUAAAGUACCAAUAUGUCCAUGUGAACGCUUGAUAGUAACUCUCAGAUUUCUGGCAACUGGAGCAUCAUUUGCCUCACUAUCUUUUUCGUUUCGGCUAGGCAAAUCAACAGUAGGAGCUAUUGUUAAGGAGACAACACAAGUUCUAUGGGAUAAUAUGUUUACUAUACAUAUGCCGCAGCCAAACGAACAAUGUUUUCAAGAAAUUGCAGAGCAAUACUGGAAGCUAUGGAACUUCCCAAAUUGUAUUGGUGCUAUCGACGGGAAGCACAUACGAAUCAAGUGUCCAGGAAAUACUGGCUCCAUGUAUUAUAAUUAUAAACACUUUUUUUCUAUUGUAUUGCAAGGUAUUGCCGAUGCCAACUGCAAAUUUAUUUCGGUUGAAGUUGGUGGAUACGGAAAGCAAAGUGAUGGUGGCACUUUUAGCUCUUCCAAAAUCUUUAAUCUUUUAAAAAGUGGAGAACUACCUGUACCAGGAAAUACAUGUCUGCCAAACAGUGAAGAAAUUGUGCCAUAUGUAUUUCUUGGGGAUGAGGCUUAUCCCCUUUUAGAAUGUUUGUUAAGGCCGUAUAGCCGAAAGGAGAUAACGGAAGACCAUGAAUAUUUUAAUGCCCGGCUUUCAAGAGCUAGAAAGUGCAUUGAAUGCGCCUUUGGGUUAUUAAGUGCAAGGUUCAGAAUAUUAUGGAAACCCAUUGAAACGGAUCCUUUUUUCACUGAACUCCUUGUAAAAUGUACAGUCACUCACAUUGAAAAUCGGGCAAGCGCAAAACAAAAUUUCUACUUAUAAUAAAAUUGUAAUGAAAAAAGAUAUUCAACUCGAUCUUUUUCUAUUUUAUUAAAAAAAAGUCUUACUGUUAAAAAACAACAAAAUUAUAUAUUCAAAGAAACAUAAAACUUAACGCAUGUAACAAAAACUGUACUAAGGCCACUUUUUCGCCUCACAUUGAAAGUCGGGCAAGACGUAAAAGACAUAAGUAUUUAAAAGUUUACACACAAAAAAAAUAAUUUUUAGUAUUUUGUGGCUCCACCUUUUCGAUUUUCUACUGCUUGUAGUCUUCUCGGCAUUCAUUCAACCAGAUUUUUGCACAUAUUCGGACUAAUCUUGUUCCACUCCUCUUGUAAAGCAUUCUUCAACUGUUCCUUCGAUGUGCACAUCCUGUUCUGCAUCCUGCGUCCUAAUUCGUCCCACAAAUGUUCAAUUACAUUGAGGUCAUUCAUUUUCAUCAUAUAAUUAGUAUAGAUAAAAUGAAGGAAUCAGAUGGAAUUCAAAAUUUUGUUAUAUGGGAAGAUGUCGUGGAUGUGAACCGAUUUCAUCCAUUUUCCACACGUGUCAUCAGGGUGCAAAGAAAAUAUUAUAUACCGAAUUUCAUUGAAAUCUGUCGAGUAAUACCUGAGAUAUGGUUUUUGACCCAUAAGUGGGAGAUGCCACGCCCAUUUUCCAUUUUGUAAAAAGAUCUGAGUGCAGCUUCUUUCUGCUAUUUCUUCUGUAAAAUUUAGUGUUUCUGACGUUUUUCGUUAGUGAGUUAAAGCACUUUUAGUAAUUUUCAGCCAAAUCUUUGAUGGGAGGUGGGCGUGGUUAUUAUCCGAUUUCUUUCAUUUUUGGACUGUAUAAAGAA